AUGAAGUUUGUGGUCCUUGCUCUUCUUGUUGUUGGCGCCUACGGAUGUGGGCUGCCAACCUUCCCCCCCAUUCUGAGGAGGGUGGUUGGAGGUGAGGACGCAAGACCACACAGCUGGCCCUGGCAGAUCUCCCUCCAGUACAGCAAGAACGGAGGAUGGUACCACACCUGUGGCGGCACACUGAUCUCCAAUGAGUGGGUCCUCACUGCAGCUCACUGCAUCAACAGCCUCAACACGUACAGAGUGGUGCUGGGCAAACACAACCUGGUGGAGGAGGAGGGUGGAUCCGUGGCCAUCGGCGCCAGCAAGCUCGUCGUCCACGAGAAGUGGAGCUCCCUGUUCAUCAGGAACGACAUCGCCCUGGUGAAGCUGGAGACCCCGGUGACCUUCAGUGACACCAUCACACCCGCCUGCCUUCCUGACGCUGGAUUCAUCCUGCCCAACGAAGCGCCCUGCUAUGUCACCGGCUGGGGACGCAUCUACACUGGUGGCCCCAUUGCUGACAUCCUGCAACAGGCCUUGCUCCCUGUUGUGGACCACGCCACCUGCACCAAACCUGACUGGUGGGGCAGCCAGGUGAAGGACACCAUGGUGUGUGCUGGAGGAGACGGCGUCGUGUCCGGCUGCAACGGAGACUCUGGCGGCCCCCUGAACUGCCGCAGCGACGACGGCUCCUGGGCAGUCCACGGCAUCGUCAGCUUCGGCUCCGGCCUCAGCUGCAACUACCCCAAGAAGCCGACCGUGUUCACGCAAGUGAGCUCCUACAUUGAGUGGAUCGACACGGUGAGUACGACACGCCUGCGUCGCCUUCCGCUGAGGGCCGUAGCAGCGGAGGCCGGGAAGACGAACAUGAUGAAGAACUAA
This is a messenger RNA of Scleropages formosus (Asian bonytongue), 864 nucleotides long. RefSeq names its product elastase 2 like (gene ela2l). Gene Ontology annotation, biological process: proteolysis. Gene Ontology annotation, molecular function: serine-type endopeptidase activity. The transcript has 8 exons. Bases 1 to 864 code for a protein of 287 amino acids. The record is from RefSeq and is a predicted model, not a curated record. Lineage: Eukaryota; Metazoa; Chordata; Actinopteri; Osteoglossiformes; Osteoglossidae.